CCGCCUCUGACCCGCACUUGUGCGCAGUCGCGGGCCGGUCACGUGACUGUUUAAACCUCUGGGUGACAAGAUGGCGGACGCGGAGAAAGGCUCGAGAAGCGGCGAAGGCGACGGUGUAAAAGGAGAGGAGCCGCUCACCAAGAGAGCGCGUCUGGGGGGACAAGAGGUCGCCAGUGUGGCGGAGAGUCGGCCGGAGCAGCAGGAGGAGGAGGAGGAGGAGGGGGGAGAGAGCGGCUGGGAGAGCGCCUCCUGUGCCGAGGGCUCCCCGGAGGCGGGCGCGGUGGGGGCGGAGGGAAGGAGAAGGAGGAGGAGAGCGACGGCCGCGGCAGCAGCGAACGGUGGUCUCGGGCCGCAGCCGCCGCACAACAAAGAGCCGCACAGCGAGGGUCUGGCCGAGUCGGGGCCGGAGAGCAGGCCUUCAGCUGGGGAAGGAGACAGUUUACUUCUGAGUAAUACAGUAAGCAGUGCUACUGAUGAAGAAAUCGUUCCAAAUGGGAUUCACUCAUGGGAAAGUGAUGAGGAAGACAAAGCUUCUCAUGCAAGCUCCAGUGACUGGGCUCCAGGAUGUCCCAAGAUAGGUCCUUACAGUUUUGUUCAGCAGCAUCUUAUGCUGGGCACAGACCCACGGUCUAUCUUGAAGGAUCUGUUACGAGGGAACAGUGCUCCACCUGACCUUGAUGAUAUGACACUAUGGCAGAUUGUCCUUAACAUUUUGUCGGAGCCACCAAAACGGAAGAAACGGAAAGAUAUCAAUACAAUAGAAGAUGUUGUGAAAAUGUUGAGAGAGAGCAAGAAAAUCAUGGUCCUGACUGGAGCUGGGGUUUCUGUUUCAUGUGGAAUACCAGACUUCAGAUCAAGAGAUGGGAUUUAUGCACGGCUUGCAGUAGAUUUUCCAGACCUUCCAGACCCUCAUGCCAUGUUUGACAUUGAAUAUUUCAGAAAAGAUCCUAGGCCAUUUUUUAAGUUUGCAAAGGAAAUUUACCCUGGCCAGUUCCAGCCAUCUCUAUGCCACAGGUUCAUAGCUUUGCUGGAUAAACAACAGAGGCUGCUUCGGAAUUACACUCAAAACAUUGAUACCCUAGAACAAGUGACUGGUAUUCACAGGAUUGUUGAGUGUCAUGGCUCGUUUGCAAUGGCUUCUUGUCUGGCCUGCAAAUAUAAGGUUGAUUGUGAAGCAAUAAGAAAAGAUGUCUUCAAUCAGGUGGUUCCUCAGUGCCCUAGGUGUCCUCCUGAUGUUCCCCUUGCUAUUAUGAAACCAGAUAUCGUGUUUUUUGGAGAAAAUUUGCCAGAGCUGUUCCACAGGAGUAUGAAGUAUGAUAAAGAUGAGGUGGAUCUGCUGAUUGUGAUUGGAUCCUCAUUAAAAGUUCGGCCAGUGGCGCUUAUACCAAGUUCCAUACCCCAUGAUGUGCCUCAGGUGCUGAUCAAUAGGGAGCCGUUAAGUCACCUUAACUUUGAUGUGGAACUCCUUGGAGAUUGUGACGUUAUUAUUAAUGAGUUAUGUCAUCGAUUGAGUGGAGAGUUUGAAGAACUUUGUUGCAACCCAAUCAAACUUACAGAAAUUACAGUAAAACCUGUACGAUGCCAAAAAGAACUGAAAUGUCAGUCAUUUGGAAUGUGUCCCACACCAACUAUUUUAACCGAGGAUUCCAGUUCAUAUGAGAAAGAAAUCCAGUCUUCAAAAUCUGCAAUCUCAACAGCUAAAAGUUAUGAACACAUGACAGAAUCUGCUGAAAGCUGUACGAAGGAAAAUAAAGAGGAAUCUGGGGUAGAAACACUUUCUAGCGAGAAAGAAAUGGAAAGCACUGUUUCUUUUCCAGAGAGCUCUGGAAAUUGUAACAAUGAGUUGCAGAUCACCAAACCUACUGAAGAAAGUUCCUCAAACCUUGCCCCAGUAGAUACCAAACCUGUUAAUAAGGAAAUCCUAAAUAAAGGUUGCAUCAGCAAAAAUGCAAAAGAGCAAAUCAGCAAACGAUUGGGUGAUUCGCAGUACUUGUUCUUGGCACCAAACCGCUACAUUUUUCAUGGUGCUGAAGUCUACUCUGACUCCGAGGGAGAUGAGGGAUCGUCAUCUGGUAACAGUGUUAGUAAUAGUGAUAAUGAGUCCAGCAGCAGCAAGAGUGUCUGUGAUGUGGUGGAAGAGGAGAGUGAUAUUGAAGAAUUUUAUAAUCGAAUAGAGGACGAAAUUGAAACUCCUUAUUCAGCAGAUGGAGUAUACUUUGGGGAUGAAAGUGAACAUUUUGAAAAUGCAGACGAGCUGAAUGAGUCGGUUGAAAACCACGUGCAAAGUGAAUUGGAAGAUGCAAAUAUAUUGGAGUAAAAGGGCACAAAUGCAUGAGAUUACAGUAUUUAUGUUAAGAUGUUCACCAGCAUUAGCCUGCUUUAGGACACUUUACAGCCAGAAAGCUCUCCUGGAUGGAACAGUGGCUUGAGAUCAUGUAGAAUGUCAGUCUGAAACUUCUCCCAUUGUAUAUUGGAUAAAGUUCGGUACUAGGGGUUGUAAUCCUGAUCCCGCAUGCUCAUGGUGCUCCUAGGAUUUUCCUUUAUAAAUUCCGGGAAGCUGCCCGAGCCCAGAUGGAAGGAAAGGGCCGGUCUCCCUGCUCCCCGGAAACGAGUUGUACACUGCUGCCAUGCUGGACCCCUGCCCCCACAAGGAUAAGCUCAUGAGCAGAUGGGCAAGUCUUAAAUCCUCCCUGAUGUCCUUGGAGAACUGCAGGUGUCCUGGAUGAGGCAAGAUUUAGCAUCCUGGGAUUUGAGGCAUUAAAAUCCUGAAAUCCCAGGAUUCAGAAAGAGCACCGGGAUUGCAACCCCUAUUUGGUACAUAUGCACUGAAAACACUAUGCCAUCUACAUUAACUUUUUUUUCUUGUGCUAAAUAUAUUUUCUGCUUAUUUCAAUAAUUUAAAAAAAAGUUAAUCUGCAUUGCCUGUAUUGGACCCUCUUGGGGAUGAGCAGAAGAAUUUCUUUUGCCAAAAUAUCUGUUCAUUCAUUUUACUUUUUUUCACUUAACGUUUGAGUUGUACAGCUAUUUAAGUGUUUCAGUUAUUCAAAAGCUAAAGAAUGUGUUGUAUAUAAUUUUUUGUAUAUGCUUUUGGAAAAGCCAUUUAAUUGCAGAAAGGGAUAAAGGGAACAGGUAAAAAGACCAAAGAACAUUGGGAUGUCUCAAUGGUUACAGCAACUAUAGAAGUACGGAAGGUUCUGUUGUGGAUUCUUUAGGAGCUGGGAGUGAUUUGGUGAGCAUAUUACACAUUUUCCUCACGAUUUAUAUAUUCUCACAAACACUGGCUAUAAUGUUUUCUAUGAGACAUUUCUGGCAGCUAAUUUAAACAUUCAGAUUAUUAUUUUUUUCAUUCAGCUUGGGCUAGCUAUUAAAAAUCAACUCAUUGGGGUAGAUUAAGGACAUUUUUACAACAUGUAGCAUUUGUAGUUACUUGCUGCCUUAUAGAAACUUGUAGAUUUUGCUACUAGUGCCAGUUCUGCUCAGACCUGAUUCUGCGUUUGGUACAAAGCAGAUUCAUUUUUUUCUCUAACCUUUUCUUCCUGUGGAAAUGAGCUGUAAAGUGUGUAAUAAAGAGACAUUUGGUCAACAUGGUAGAAUUAAAGCUAGAGCACACCGAAUAAAUAAUUUUGAGCUGUGAGUGUUCUUGCUAAUGUGCCUAUGUUAUAAUUUCCUGUUGUAUUGAAAUGGAAAACAAAACUUUUUUUUAACAAAAUCUAUCUACUGCUAUAUUGUAACUUACAACGAAUAAGCAAAUGUUUUACAAAAUCUUAACUUAAUAUGCCAAAUGUAAAUUAUGCAAUUUUUCAUUACAUAAGAGCCCUUUAUAAAAUACUACUCUUGCAUUAGUAAGAAUAGCAGUUUAUUCCACAGUGCAUAUGUUUUCCUAAGAUCUUACAAAAAAUCUGCUUGGACAUUAAGAGUACUUUACAUUUGAUAUAAGAAUUUGUAAGAAUAAAAGUGACUCACUGGUGUACGUUAGAGGUUUGCAAAGGAUUUUGCUGUUUUGUAAUCUUUUUACAAUUGAAUGAAAGACCUAAGGCUUUCAGUUUAUUAUUGUGGUAAAUGUCUUACACAACAUCUCAAAUUAAAGAUUGUGACCAUUCACAAAUGGAUGUUUGGAAUUUGAAUAGGAUUGUUGUGUUCCCUCACUCCCACAUAAUGACACACUUCAAUUAUCAUCAUUUUUCUCAAAACAUUUUUAACUAAAAUGCUUUUUUCUGGCCAUAUUGUAAAACCAUUUUUACUACUUGCAUCCACUAUCUUUUGGAAUGUGCAAGAUAUUCCCUCUUAAUUAUGGGGCAGGUGAGAGUAGUUUGGGAUAAUGUAAUUGUAUAAAAAUUAUUUACCAAGAUACUGUGCCUGAUAUUAACAUGUAAUAUGAGAACAUUUCUGCAUGUAGCAGUAAUUUGAAACCAGCACAAAUAUCUUGACAAUUUUACUUUUUGUAAAGAUUGAGUGGGGGAGUGAAAAUGGACUGCGUAAUAACAAAGACCUAGACUGUCGAAGAAAAAUCCACUUUACACCAAAGUAGUUAUAUUUGUGUGUAUACUGUGUUUAUGCAUAUGUGCACUACCCUUGUGCACUAUGCUCAAAGUUACAUUACAUAAUAUAUCCAGAUCAAGAAUUGCGUGUGUCCAAAUUAGCUUUUUGAGGCAUUUAGUGUGUGUGUGUAUUUAAAAAAAACAAAAAAAAUCCUCAAAUUUUGAAUGUUGCCUUUAAUUGCAAUUCAUAGUUAGGUGUUUGGAAACAAAUGUUGUCUGAUGUUCGUUCACCUUUCCAAAAUGUUAGCUAUCUUUGAUGUUUUGUGUUGGCAUGAUCUAAUUUGUGGUGAACAAAACUUAUGAUGUAUUGAACAUAGGCUACAUUUUUUGAAAAACUGUUCUUUUCCAGUAUAGUGUUAAAAUUCUUUGUACAUACAGAAUCAUCUUUCAUGUAUUUCAUCUACUUUUCUAGAAAACAGUUUAUUAAAAAGCAGUGUUUUUUCUGUAAACUGUUUUGAGAUACAGCAACAUUUUUUUUUAAUACUUGCAGCCUAUACUAAACUGUUUUUAAUGUCAUUUAGUCUGUUUUUUUAAAAAAGAUGUAUACAUUUGACACUUGUCUAUUAAUUGAAUUUCAAACUUAUUUUUUAGAAAGUACUUUUUUUAAAAAAAUAAGAAGUACACUGUUAGAAUAUCGACUGUGAUUCAUAGGAAUGUUUUUGUUUUAAAUUCAAACUUGGUUAUUUUUAAAGCUUGUUUCUUAUAUUUCCAUGUACCACAAUCUUUGUUACCUGUACUCUUUAAGUAAAAUGUAUUUGAAUAGAUAAUAUAUUGCAAUAAAUUGCCAUGGCAAAUUA
Molecule: messenger RNA, 5335 nt
Organism: Callorhinchus milii (elephant shark)
Lineage: Eukaryota; Metazoa; Chordata; Chondrichthyes; Chimaeriformes; Callorhinchidae
Gene: sirt1
Product: sirtuin 1
Exons: 9
Coding region: 71-2317 (748 amino acids)
Molecular function (GO): NAD+ binding
Source: RefSeq, a predicted model, not a curated record